CACAUCACGCAUUUGAAAAACAUCAAAGGAGCCGCACGAAAUUUCGCAUAACACUCUCUCGGCACAAUCAAAGGCGCUGCAGCUCUCGUUGCACACAUACUAUGUCCGUCGCCGCGCCUAAUUACAAUCGAGGAAAAGUAAUCUCCCGAAGACUCCUGCUGUGAUGCGAAGAAUGAGAUUGUGCAUCUCCCGCGUCUUAAUCACCGCGUAUAAAUUGCUCGCGAGUGUACACGUGCAUUUCGGGGGGCGAUAAAAACGUCGGACGAGGCAAAACCCUUAUCCGGCGAGCUGGCGCACGAAAAAAGAAGCAUCAGCGCGGAGUCGUUAAAGGAGAGACCGGAAUCGCUGGAGUAUCCGGUUCUGUUUUUGUUUUUGGGAUAAGCAAUUAAGAGGAGGCAAUGCAUUUCGGAGUGAACGUAUAUAAAAAAGCCUGUUGCGGAAAUAUGAUCGCGAGGCGGAUGUCGAAGGCAUUGGAAUAGCCAUUUCGAACGUUCACCGGAAAUCGAUUCUCUCCGCGCGUUAUUCGGAAAUAUCACGACGAUGCGAAACGUUCCCGAAUAAAACUCCGAUAGACACGGUGAUCCACAUCUCUCUACCCCAGAGCGCGAGCGAGAGUAGACCCUUGACCUUCCGCGGCAUCAGUCUCGCGGCGCGCGCCUGUUAUAGAAACUUCGGGAAGGCUCUUUCUCUCGCACUCCUGGCACGGCGAGCUCUCCGACACACAGUGCAACGGCAGCAUUGGACUCGCGUGUACCAUCGUCGACGUUCCUCACUCGCAGAACAGGUCCUCGCUCGGCGGCGUACGGACACGCGCGUAUGUGUACGCGUUUGUGUAGCCGCGCGCGCUUAUAUCCUUACGCUCUCCGCCUUUCUCGCCGCGCUUCUCUGCAGAAAAAGGUUAGAGCGGACAUCUCUGUGCUCGCGCAGUUCAGCGAGUCUGCGCGGACGCCUGCGCGCUGAAAGAGCCAGAGCAGUCUUGGACUAUAUCGACACCGCAAUGGAGUCGUCCUCGCUGGUGGUGAACUACCUGGUGUUCAUCGCGUUCAUCGCGGUGUCAUUCGUGAUCCCGCUGUGGGGCAAGUUCCGGGCGAGCAAAAAGACCGAGACUAAAGCCGAUUAUGUGUUCGCCGCCGGCUCGGGCGUCUCGAUGGGUGCCAUGAUGCUCUCGAUAGCUCGAGGUACUCUCGGCGUCAGAUCCUUCCUCGGCUACCCGUCGGAGCUUUACUAUCGAGGCAGCGCCAUGUGGGAGACGCUAUACGGUAUGCUACUGGCCUACCCGAUCGUCUGCUUCGUCUUCGUGCCGGUCUACUACAGCCUCGGGAUAACGUCCGUCUAUCAGUACUUGGACAUGAGGUUCAAAUCGAAACUGGUGCGAUGCCUUGCCAGCUUCUCCUACGUCAUCAGAAGUCUUUUGAACGUCUCGGUGACGGUGUUCACGCCUUGCGUUGCUUUGAAGACUGUAAUCGGUCUUCCGUACUGGGCCAGUAUCUGCGGAAUCACCGCGAUAUCCGUCGUGUUUGCUUUGAUGGGUGGACUGAAAGCUGCCAUUCUCUCCGACGUCAUCCAGGGCUUGACGAUGAUCGGAGUCUCGAUCGUGAUCAUCAUUCACGGAACCGUAGACGCCGGCGGAUUUAACACAGUCAUGAACGUCACCAGCGAACGCGGUCGUCUCGACUUUUUCAACUUUGAUCUGGAUCCAACUAUCCGAGUUACCACGAUAUCGGCGAUUCUAGGUCAGCUUUUCAUGAGCCUCUCGGUCUUCGGUUGCCAGCAAAACUUCGUCCAGCGCUACUGCAGCAUGAGCAGUCGCUCCAAAGUUGUCAAAACGAUGAUGCUGAACAUGCCUGUGAUUGCCGUCCUCUUCUCGCUCUCGUGGGUCGUGGGUAUGGUGAUCUACGCCAACUACGCUGACUGCGACCCGAUGAGCUUGGGUUACACAUCCAAGUUCGAUGAAAUCGUCCCGUUUUACGUCGAGGACAAGUUUGUUUACCUGCCGGGUCUGCUCGGUCUGGUCAUGGCGACACUGUUCAACAGUUCCCUGACCAUCACCGUCUCCAUCCUCAACUCGCUUGCCACAGUCACCUUCGAAGACUUCCUCAGCCAAAUUCCAGCCAUGAGGAACCUCAAGGACAGUCGCCAGCUCAAGGUCAUCAAGUCUCUGGCUGUGUUCUACGGCUUCCUCGUCGCCGGUGUGAGCUUCCUCGUUGGAAUGUUGUCCGGCGUUAUCGAGUCUUCCAUGUUGAUGACCUCUGCUACUUCUGGACCACUUCUCGGUGUCUUCGUUCUGGCUAUGCUGGUGCCCUGUGCCAACUGGAAGGGAGCUUCAGCUGGUAUGAUCUUCAGUCACGUGACCACCUUGUGGCUGACCUUUGGACGUCUGAGCCUGGACAUUCCUACCGAGACACUGCCUCUGUCUACCGAAGGCUGCACCAACGAGACCUUCUCAUCGCAUCUGGUCAAGGAUAACCCCAACGUUCUACCAACCCAGUGGUCCAGUGCCACCAAGGAUCGCCUGUUCGACGAAGAAACUCCCGAGAGCGUUCUAGACAACAUCUACGGAAUCUCGUACAUGUACUACGCUCUGAUCGGAAGCCUCUCCACCAUCGUCGUGGGAACCAUCGUGAGCCUGUUGACCGCCGAUUCAAAGGACGACGCCUACGAGGACCAUCUCUUGCACCCCUGGAUCCUGAAGAUGUCGAAGCUGAUGCCCGGCAAACCUAGACUCUACGCCACGAGCUCGCGAUUCAGCGAGAACAACAACACUGUCAAUGGAACCGGCCCCACGAGUCUGAGCGACGACUCGCUCAAGUCCGACAUCAAGAAGAUGGAGCACAGGGUCCAGCUGGACAACGCUUACGUUGAGAAACUCGAUGCUCUGAAGAAGGUCACGAUGGAGGUGACGAACGAAGUGCAAAAGGGCACCAAACUCUGAGGAAAGGCCGCGAGUUUUUUGUACUUCCACAAUCCGAGACUGACAAUCUGGCCAAGUGAUAGCGAAAACGUGGUGCUUAAAUCUGAGUGUAUGUAAUGAGAAAAACGUGUUUCUUUUUCGAACUGUACGUGAGUGAAUCGUAUUUCGUUAGUCGCGGAUGACGUCGACGUAUAGUGUUUAGUGUGUAAUAUAACCAGUAUUUGAUGAUAGACACGUCACAUACACGCAUAAGUCGUACGACUGGAUGAUUCGCGAAGAUGCAGCGGCAUCGGAAUGUUUGUAAAGACGACUGAGACAAGAAGGAUGAUAUUACUACUUUGACUCAGUUCCUCUAAUUUGAAAAUUCGCGCGUCGAUCGAAUUGGUUGGAUUCUUACGUAACACGCAUUCAUCUUGAAGUGCACACUUUACUUAGCUCUGCGCAUACGCAGCUUAGGUAUAAUGACUUUCUGCUUUUUAUACGUUACAAAUUAACCGUAGUACCAUUAGUGAUCGACAAAGUAAUUUAUUUUAAUUUAAGCUGUGCAUAGCAAGUUGAAUGGUGAACCGGAUAGUUUCGUCAUCGCGCGAAGCCGUCUCCGGUAGUAGUGUCAGGAGAAAUAAUUGUACAUAUUACACGCAUGAACGUUGCGACGUUGUGCGAUUAUAAUAAUCAAGCCGACCGCGAACUGAAACGUUCGGUCACUCACCUCGAAUUUCGUGUGUGUAACUCAUCGUAGCAAGAUCUGAUUACGUAGCCAUUUUCGUUGUCGGUGGCAUACAACAAAUCGAAACAGCUUUAAAGCUCUGUCCUUUCUCUUUCCGCGAAUCGAACGACCAUAGCCAAGAAAAAUGACAGCUCAGCAGCAUCAGUCAAAGAAAAUUGUUUUCCUCGAGCUUUCAAGCCGUUUACGUGUGCACAGGCGUAGAGCUGCCUUUUUUCGCGACUCUCUAAUACCGGUACUUUUGCGGAGCCGCCGCGAACGGAGUAAGAAGAGAAAAGGGGUCAAGUGCGUCGCGCGAAUUUCCCUUGUCUCUCUCUCGCUCGCAUCCACCUGUGUACGUGCGUUUUCCUCUUUCCUCCACUUUUCGGACGCUGCUCACGAAAAGUGAGUCUCGCGAAGACAGCCCUAGGCUCGAUCUCAGCCGAGGAAAGAGAAGACAGACCGGCGAGAGAUAAGGGAGCGUGCGUAUAAAGAAACGGUGACGUCACGCGUGGGCAAACACGUCGAGCGACGCGAGCACUUUGAGAGAAGUGCCAGCCCGUGCUCUCUUCUGCUUCUGCUACUUCUUCUUCUUCGCGAGACUACGUGCGGGUGUGCGCAUGUGUGCAUGUAUUUACGUCGCCUAAGGAAAUUGUUAACGUCUUCCUUCUCUCCCGUUUCUUUUUUUUUUUUUUUUGGAGAACGAUGCUCGUAGCUUUCCCCCCCCCGAGAUUUGAGCCGUACUUAAGCGUCUGCAAUCUUUAGUCAAUUUUUGCGUUGAAAUGUUUGUUGAUUGUUGAUGUGAGUACUCGACGAAACCAAAGCUUUUGAUACUGUGUUGGAAUAUAUUAUAGUAUUUUUAAAUGCAGUAUUAGCAGCUGAUGAAAUUUUGUUAAAAUCUAAAACCACAUGGAUAACGGUCAAUUAAUUCAUUAAAAGUUGCAGAUCACACUUUUCAUCGCCACUUAACUGAUCUUCCAUCAGCUGUAUACCUAUUAUCAUCGCGACGAAGCACAAUGUUUCUAACGACGCUUUGCGACUCAAGAAGCUUUCGAUUUUGUAUACAGGUCUACCCGACCUUCAAUAUCCGUACUCGUAUACUCUGAUAGCGAGUGUAAUCGUUUAUCCGUAGACGUAAGCUGUUUUAUUGUAUAAAAAAAUGAACUGUAGCGACGAGUAGGCGUUAUUUUUGUAAGUUCUACGCGUAUCAUUGUACCGAUGAUACGCGCAUAUUUAUUGUUAGAAAACUUAAGCGUCA
Messenger RNA from Nasonia vitripennis (jewel wasp), 4872 nucleotides. Its product is annotated as sodium-coupled monocarboxylate transporter 1. The transcript has 6 exons. The coding region runs from base 998 to 2932 and encodes 644 amino acids. NCBI's taxonomy places the organism in Eukaryota, Metazoa, Arthropoda, Insecta, Hymenoptera, Pteromalidae. Gene Ontology annotation, molecular function: symporter activity. Gene Ontology annotation, cellular component: membrane. Gene Ontology annotation, biological process: transmembrane transport; sodium ion transport. The record is from RefSeq and is a predicted model, not a curated record.